AUGGCAUUCCGAGGGGUGUGGGGCCUCGGCCGUGCGUCGCCGGGCCCGAGGGUUUGGCCGCCCACUCCCGACCCUAACCCUGCCCUGCAGAUCCCCCAGCGCUUCCUCAUGGGUCCCGGGCCCGGCAACUCCGACCCCAGGGUCCUGGCCACUCAGAGCCUGCCCCUGCUGGGCCACAUGCACCCGCCCUUCUUGAAGAUCAUGGAUGAGGUGCGGCAGGGGCUGAAGUAUGUGUUCCAGACCGAGAGCAACUACACGCUCUGCGUGUCUGGCACGGGCCACGCGGGCAUGGAGUCGACGCUGGUAAACCUGCUGGAGCCGGGCGAGACGCUGCUGGUGGGGAACAAGGGCAUCUGGGGCGCGCGCGUGGUGGACAUGGCGCGGCGCAUGGGCGUGAACGUGGUGGACCUGAAGAAGGAGGCGGGGCGCACCUUCUCCCUGGAGGAGCUGACGGCGGCGGUGAAGGAGCACCGCCCUGCUGUGGUGUUCCUGGUUCAGGGCGACUCCUCCACCGGCGUGCACCAGAGCCUGGCGGGCGUGGGCCCGAUGUGCGCGGAGCACGGCGCGCUGCUCCUGGUGGACACGGUCUGCUCGCUGGGCGGUGUGCCUAUGUUUGCCGACGCCUGGGGCGUGGACGCCAUCUACUCCGGCUCCCAGAAGUGCCUGUCCGCACCCCCGGGCGCGGCGCCCCUCUUCCUCUCCGAGCGCGCGCUGGCCAAGGUGCGCGGGCGCAAGACCCCCGUCGCCUCCUACUACUUCGAUCUCAACCUGGUGGGUGACUACUGGGGCUGGUACGGCUCCCGCUCCUACCACCACACCGGCAUGGUCAGCAUGUGGUACGCCAUGCGGGAGGCGCUGGCCAUCGUGGCUGAGGAGGGGCUGGAGGCGGGGUGGGCGCGGCACGCCGCCGCGCAUGACCAGCUCUGGGCGGGCCUGACCGAGCUGGGGCUGGAGCACUUUGUGCCGGCGCCUGAGGACCGCCUGGUCACCGUGAACACCAUCAAGGUGCCGGAGGGCGUGGACUGGGCCGCGCUGUGCAAGUUUGCCAUGGAGCGCUACGCGGUGGAGAUCGCGGGCGGGCUGGGGCCCACCGCCGGCAAGAUCUGGCGCGUCGGCAUCAUGGGCUACAACGCCAAGCCCGCCAACAUUGAGCUGGUGCUGGCCGCCUUCAGGGACGGCUUGGCCGCCCAGGGCUGGGCCAAGAAGUGA
This is a messenger RNA of Auxenochlorella protothecoides, 1209 nucleotides long. RefSeq names its product Serine-pyruvate aminotransferase, mitochondrial. Lineage: Eukaryota; Viridiplantae; Chlorophyta; Trebouxiophyceae; Chlorellales; Chlorellaceae. The record is from RefSeq and is a predicted model, not a curated record. Bases 1 to 1209 code for a protein of 402 amino acids. Gene Ontology annotation, cellular component: peroxisome. The transcript is spliced from 2 exons. Gene Ontology annotation, molecular function: L-serine:pyruvate transaminase activity; L-alanine:glyoxylate transaminase activity.